AUGAUAUUAUAAGCAAUUUUGAUAUCUAUAAGUUUAAGUUUAGAAUUGCCAGAAAAGUUAUGUAACAUCACUGUUUCAGGUAUAAGUUCAAAGUAAGCUUCGUAAUUUGAACAAUUAUUGAAUCGUAUUCGAAAUGAAGUGGCUACUGGAAGAAGAGCAAAUCAUAAAGGAUAAAUCCAAUAUGCUGCAGAUAUGCAUAUCAUCACUUGGUCUAAGGAUAUGGCUAAGAAGGCUUAAGAAUGUUGUGAUACAUGUCCUGAAUAUCCUAUUUUCUGCAGAAAUGUAAGGUUUGGUCUUCAAUAUAAAGUUGAAAGGUUUAACUUCAUUCAUGAUCCAUAAAAUUAUAGUUCAUACAUAAAAGUGGGAAUGGGAUCCAGAUUUUGUAUUAAAUGAAUGGAUGUAAUCUUUGGACUCUGCACAAUAAUUACUUUAAUCUAUGUUAUUGUAAGUAGGAUGUGGCAGAGCAUUGACUCCAAUAAAAGACAAAUUCUUAAUGUAUACAGUGUGUUUUUUCGAUUAUGUAAUAUACAUAUCAUGAGUAAGUGCAGCCAAAUAGAGUAGAUCCAUACAGGCCAGCUUCUUCAUUAAAUCCAGCUAAUUUCUGUAGAUUGGGAAGAUCUUCUAGUUAUAUUGGACUAUGUACUUCACCAUAUUCGAAGGAUAAUCAACUCAUUUGGAUUAAAUAAGAAAGCAGAUUAAUAGAAUCUGAGUGA
Molecule: messenger RNA, 713 nt
Organism: Paramecium pentaurelia
Lineage: Eukaryota; Ciliophora; Oligohymenophorea; Peniculida; Parameciidae
Source: the annotation of a GenBank genome assembly